Molecule: messenger RNA, 1535 nt
Organism: Striga asiatica
Lineage: Eukaryota; Viridiplantae; Streptophyta; Magnoliopsida; Lamiales; Orobanchaceae
Source: the annotation of a GenBank genome assembly
CAAACAUUUCAUAAUUACCUUUAUCCUAACCAAAGAAAACACUUAUUAAAUCCCCUUAUUGAUCUGCCUUUAACAAAAUAUCACAACUAGUUACAUAAGUGUCAACAUUUCAUAAUUACCUUUAUUCUAACCAAAGAAAAUACAAAAAAUUUAUCCAUUCGAAUCAAAAUGAAAGUGACAAAAACCCAAGAAACAUAGGCCGCGCGUGCAUGCUCCGAGUCUUAAUUUACUAUAUAUAUCGAGCAUUUCAACACGCUAUUUUGACAUAAGCUAUCCAUUGUCCUCAUCAAAAUAAGACCAAACAAAAUUCAAGCUUUCCAUCUUCAGUUUCUCUUUUUUUGUCAGAAUUAAUGGAUAGGUGUAAUGAAAACAUGGGGCUUGUGUCCCUCUGCUUAAUCAUCUGCUUAAUCAUCACUAAUGUGCAUACUGCCAUGUCUGAUAAUGGGGAUGAAGUUGCUGCUUUGGCUAACUUUAAAGCAAGGAUCACAGAUGAUCCAUCCGAUGCCUCAGCUAACUGGGAUCCUCUACUCGUCAGCACAUGCACAAAUCUUGGGCAACAGGGAUUACAAGGUACACUGGCCCCGGAACUUGGCAAGUUGACCAACUUGGAAACCUUGCUGUUGAAUGAUAACGAGUUUUCUGGGGAAAUACCCAAAGAGCUUGGAAAUCUCAAGAGUCUAACGGCCUUACUUCUGCAAAACAACAGCUUGAGUGGUUCCAUACCAUAUACGUUGGGCAACUUGAAGAGUCUACGCAACCUUCGAUUGCAAGGGAACCAGUUGUCAGGCCCAAUACCUGCGGAAUUCGAUAAUCUCAAACAGAUUCUAGCUCUGGACCUAUCAAUGAACCAGCUCACGGGAAGUGUACCUAAAGAAUUGGCCAGCCUGAAAAAUCUUCGAUAUCUGAAUCUAUCCAACAAUAAUGGCCUUACGGGUUCACUGCCGGCUGGCUUGGACAAAAUACAGGACAUAAGCAACACCAACAUAAAAUCAGCAGCCCGCCGUCCGCUGCCACCCGAUGCAUCACUCUCGCACCAUCUCUCUGACGACGCCGGUCACGAAGAACUACCCGACGACGCCGUACACGAUGGCAGAGCAGGGAGGAGUUUCGGCCGGACUCGCUCGUCGCGGAUAUUGGCGGAGGUGGCCGGCGAGACAGACGGCGAUUUUCAAUGGUUGGAUAAUUGCGGUGGCGCUGAUCCACCAUUCUCGCCGGCGACUAACUUUGCCCUUCCCGCCGGCGACCAACUAUUUCCGCCGCCAACACCAAUCAUCCUGCCAUCGCCGGAGUCGCCGGAUAUGCCACCGACGAACACACAGGCGGCAUCGCAUGGUCGUCUUCCUCCACUACUGGCCUCUGCCACCGCGCCGUCGAGCGCUUUCCUUCAACUAGGAUCGCACGGUCGUCUGCUCCGGCAACGCCAUCAUAUUAGAGUGUCGAAAUCGUCGGGAAUCUGCCGGAAAAGUCGUCCCGCCGUGAAUGCGAACCGGACAAAUCUCCGAAAAUCCCAACCCAAUUCUUGGCCCUCCGUAUAG